UUAUGUAAUCGACCCCUUUAUUAUUCACAUAUUUCUUGUAUUGCCUCGUCCAUGUCCUGUUGCGAUUGAACAAAAUGAGUCCCGAUCUGCCAGAGAUUUAAUUUACCCAUACAAUGGCAAUACAUAAAAGAAUGCAUCUAGGCACUAUCAAUAUUUAAACAAAAAAUACCACAUGGUUAUCCUAUGUUUCUUUGAGGCUGGUUAUUCACAUCAGUCAUGAAAAUCUUUUUUGUGAGAUUUCAAAUCUUAGGUCUUCUAGUUUUCAUGCUAAUUACAACAGGAAAAUGCCAAAUUUGUGAUGCUGAUAAUGGUCCGAAAUUAUCUAUCCCAAUCCAGGGAAGGCGACUUGUAAACCAUGUUUUAAAAACACUACAAGAAGGUAAUCCGAUGUUGUGCUAUGCCGAAUGUCAGAAAGACAAACGGUGCCAGAGCAUCAACUUUCUUUACGACAGUCUGACGUGCCAACUGAAUAAAGGGGACAAGGAAGCGAAACCGGAUGAUUUUGCUGAAUAUGAGUAUGGGCACCAUAUGGAGCUGAGAGUUCCUUUGGGGAGUGCAUACAAAUUUCCAGCACUCUCGUGUGAGGAAGUAUUCGCCUGCAACCCUUUUUCGGAAAAUGGGAAUUAUUAUCUUUCUCCAGACAGCCACACGCCUUUUUUGGUAAGAUGCGUGUUUGACGAUGCCCCUGUGGUCUGGACUGUUAUUCAACAAAGAAGUUCGGACUCUGUUGACUUCAGACGAACGUUUGAUGAGUACAGCGUAGGGAUCGGGACUCCUGGAGACGACAACUUCAUGUUGGGUCUUGACAAUAUCCACAGGCUGACCAACAGUUCGGGCGCGAAAAUGCUGCGUGUGAGGCUUCAAGAUUGGGGUGAUAUUAUCAGAGUCUCCGAAUAUGAUAACUUUUCAGUUGGAAACAAGGCUCGAAGUACAUCCUUGCCCUGA
Molecule: messenger RNA, 945 nt
Organism: Nematostella vectensis (starlet sea anemone)
Lineage: Eukaryota; Metazoa; Cnidaria; Anthozoa; Actiniaria; Edwardsiidae
Product: ficolin-1-like
Exons: 3
Coding region: 217-945 (242 amino acids)
Source: RefSeq, a predicted model, not a curated record